GAUCCCAAUUUAUUGGUCGAAGAUGUCGUAAGACAGAGCGGCUAUCCCUUUGAGCUUCAUCAUGUAACAACUAGGGAUGGAUAUAUAUUAGCUAUGCAUCGGAUACCACCUAAAAAUGUGAAUAAAAAUACGCGAGUGGUAUUAGUGAUGCACGGAUUAUUGGGAUGUUCGGCGGAUUGGCUGGUAACGGGAAAUCGGUCAAUCGCUUAUCUCUUGUCCGACAAUGAUUACGAUGUGUGGCUCGGUAACUCCCGUGGAACGACGAAUUCGAAAAAUCACACAAGACUUUCCUUGGAAAGUGCUCAAUUUUGGGACUUCAGUUGGCACGAGAUGGGUAUUUAUGAUUUACCCGCUAUGAUAGAUUACAUAUUAUAUAAAACCGGCCAGAAGCAGCUGUUCUACAUAGGCUUCUCUCAAGGAACAACGCAGUUUUGGGUUCUAAUGUCUCUCAAGCCAGAAUAUAACAGAAAGAUCAAACUCAUGUCGGCUUUAGCCCCCGUGGCUUAUACGGGACACAUUGGCGGCCUGUUAAGGCCUCUAAGUUACUUCGGGAAUAUUUUUAGUCCCUAUUUUAAGUACACUGGAUUCUUCGAACUGCUGUCAAAUUCGGUCGUGGAGAAAAUUAUGAUGCGUACUUUUUGUCGAGAAGGCGCUAAGACUCAACCUAUAUGCGAAUUGGUGAUUUCCAUGAUCGGAGGCUUCAGCGACGGCGAAAUGGAUCAUACGCAUCUUGCUGAAUAUCUACAAUUCGCGCCUGCAGGAUGUUCGUUCAAGCAAUUAAUUCAUUACGCGAUGGGUAUUCAAAAUCCAGGACAUUUUCGGUAUUACGAUUAUGGUAUUUUAACGAAUCUCCUAGUAUACAGACGAAUCGCACCGCCGGAAUAUCCCGUGGAAAGGAUUACAGCCCCGGUGAUUUUAUACAACGGCCUGAAUGAUGUUUUGGCUCAUCCGAAUGACGUUGAAAUAUUGCAAAGAAAACUUCCGAACGUUGUGGCGAAGUAUACGGUUCGGCCAAAGCCAUUGGGUCAUUUCGAUUUCGUGUACGGUAUGAGCAUACGAGAUCUCGUUUACAAUGAUCUGAUUGAAAAGAUGAAUUCAAUUCCAUGAAGAUGGCAUCGAUUAAUAAUUAAAUGAUCUCAAUAUCUUUAAUUAACUAACUACGAAACUGAAACUAUAGACGAUAGAAUUUUGUCAUUAGGCGUCUGAUCUGCCUUUCUUUUACAUUGUGCAUCAUUAAAGAACAA
Formica exsecta is the source of this 1244-nucleotide messenger RNA. RefSeq names its product lipase 3-like. NCBI's taxonomy places the organism in Eukaryota, Metazoa, Arthropoda, Insecta, Hymenoptera, Formicidae. The transcript is spliced from 9 exons. Bases 94 to 1107 code for a protein of 337 amino acids. The record is from RefSeq and is a predicted model, not a curated record.